Anthonomus grandis grandis is the source of this 2679-nucleotide messenger RNA. RefSeq names its product UV radiation resistance-associated gene protein (gene Uvrag). The transcript is spliced from 12 exons. Gene Ontology annotation, molecular function: SNARE binding. Bases 184 to 2610 code for a protein of 808 amino acids. Gene Ontology annotation, biological process: SNARE complex assembly. Lineage: Eukaryota; Metazoa; Arthropoda; Insecta; Coleoptera; Curculionidae. Gene Ontology annotation, cellular component: lytic vacuole; endosome. The record is from RefSeq and is a predicted model, not a curated record.
UCAAUGUCAAUAGAGAUAAACAAAAAAAUCACCAGCAAAUUUACAAAAAAUUUUAUAAAUAAAUCUGUACUUUUCCAUAAAAAAAGUUUUCAUUCUUUCUUUAUGGCUAAUCUGCCCACCAUUCCUCAACGGAAAACUUAGUCAUCACCGAUAUUAAUUAAUAACCAAAAUAGUGCUGAUGACAUGAAUUUUUCUUCUGAAUUUGCUUUGGGGCGUCAAAGGUGCAGGACAUGGGUGUCUCUUAUUACCCAACAACUUCGUCUCCGCCAUGUAUACCAAAUUUGUGUCUACAACUUGGCAGAGGACAAAAAGGCCCUUUAUUACUACACCUUACACAGUACCCUAAUGUGUUCACCCAUUUACACCAGCGAAAAAGUCGCCGGAAGGCACCUCAAGUGGAACGAGCUGACUUUUCUGGAUACAUCUGAGGCCAGCUCCACCUCUGUGGUGUUUCGUUUAUGGAAAAGCACCAAAAAAGGGGACGAAAUUAUGCUUACUUGGGGAGUAAACUUCUCGGGGCUGGUAUGUCUUGGCAAUAAAAUUGCAGACCUGCAGCCUAAAUAUUUUAAAGUUAAUUCUGUGAUAUUUAUUAUUCAAGGUGUAUAUUUUACUAGUCAACAUUACAUUAGACAUGACCUAGAUAAACCUUUACCAUUCCAAAAGAAUCUAAAUCUAAUACAGACUCUAAAAGAGGAUCCGGUUGUAUAUAGGAGGGUGGGAGUUAAAGUGCCAAAGGGUGAAGUUGCUAGUAGUUAUUCUUUAGAUAAGUUAAGGAGGCUACAAGAACUGCAAAGACAAAUUAAAAAUAAGAGAACUGAAGUGGAACAUGUCAAAGAGAAAAUUAAAAGUUUGAGUGAACGAGAACAAAAACAAGAAGUGUACUCUUCUAAAGACCAUCACAACUCGAUAAGAUUUGCACCUCAAUUGUUAACAAUGAACAGCCUGAAUAAAAUGUUGCAUGAGAAACCCACUAAGGCAGAACGGGAGCUUAUGACUCAAAUUAUGAAGAAAAUGGAAGUUUGUAGGUUUAGGUUGAGGUUGUUGCAUGAAGAGAGAGAUAAGAAGAGUAUAAAUAUAAGAAAACUGAAACAGAAACUGACUGAAUUAGAAGAUGAAAAUGAAGAGAGGAAUUCCAACCUGAUGUCACUUUAUCAUACUUUAAGUAAGGAAUCUCAUCAGUGGGAUGAAUAUAGACAUCGAUUAAUGGCGCGCCGAGAAAGAUUACUAAUGUUAAAUGACCAGUUAAAAAUGAGACAAGCAGACCUUCUGAAAGAGCUCCUUUUUAUUUAUCCCAUUAGCAAAAUACCUAAAGAGAAUAAAUAUACUAUGCUUGGCAUACAUUUACCUGACUCAGAAACUUUAAUAGAUUAUCAGGAUGCAGGAGUUUCAGUAGUUUUAGGUUAUAUAUGUCACAUACUAAUGAUGUGUUCAAUAUUUUUGCAAGUGCCUCUGAGGCACCCAGUCAAACAUUAUGGUUCACGGUCAGUGAUUUAUAAUCAAGUCUAUCCUGAUGUACCUGAUAAAGAUAGAGAAUUCCCUUUGUAUAUAAAAGGACGGGACAGAGCCCAUUUUAACUUGGCAGUGUUUUUACUAAAUAAAAAUAUAAGUCAGCUAAGAUGGUACCUGCAUAGGAAGAUAACUGUGGAUUUAAAAGAGACCUUGAAGCAUGUUAGGAGCUUAUUGUUGGGCGAUGAUGUGCCCGAUCCUAGGCAACAUUAUAGCCACCAUUUACACUCAUCAGACAAACGCCUUUCCACUAGACCAUCCACUUUGACGGGUGACGUUUCCAUGGCAGGUGACGACCCGGUGUCUUCUUUGGAUAAGUUGGUUAGUCCGUCACUUUCUACCAUCUCGAGUACUAAUUUACACGAUCCGUUACUAGAUAGGAUCCAUCAGGAGUUAAAGGAGGAAAUGCGCCAUAACAGCCGAAGCAGUCGUGCUUCGACCCCGAGUCCUGUCAAGAAAAAAACGGGAAUAUUCAGGUCCAACUCGAAACCUCGAAAAAACGAUAAGGAGUCGAAGGAAUCGGGUGAAGCCUUGGCGGUACCGGAGGCUUAUUUGAACCGACAAAUCAGCAAAGACGUAUUUCACAGGUGCGCCUCCGAAGGGCAUAAAUUAAUAAGAAAUGUUGAGGUAUUUGAGCAAAAAGAGAUUAAAAUUGGGGAAGGAGUUGAAGAUUUAGCCAGUAGUAAAGAGUAUAACCAUUCUGAUUCUAUUGAAGAAGGUACAGAUCCUCUAGACCCUUCCGUAAACUUAGACGCCCUAAUAACGAAAUCCAUAGACAUAAAACAGCCAAAACCAAUUACUGAGACCAGAAUAAGUCGAUCUGUAGAUACCUCAUAUACCCACGACAGUUAUUUCCAAAAAGCCAAUCAAUUAGAAAAGGAUGUCGCAUCAGUUGGGACAAUCACAAAACUGGCCGUGAGCAGUAGUCCUAAAGAAGGGAGUCUACAGCAUUGGCUAAGCGGCCAUUGUAGUGACAUAACGUUUCCAGAAGAGUGCCUCCAUAUGUCCCUACAGGAUAUUUCUAAUCCAUUGACGGAACGUACGGAUCGAUUGUUGUCGACCAAUCAAUCGUUUAAUUUCGUAAAACAUAGACCGGCCGAGUAGUUAUUAUUCUUGCUUUAUUGUAUUUGAAGUUAAAAGUUGGGUUAAUAAAUGAAAAUGUUGGACACCAAA